CCCAGCGGCUACUUGAUGAGCGCGGCGGCGGGGCGCGGGGCGGUGACCCGCAGCAUGAGGCGCAGGCCCGGGCGGGCGGAGGACGCGGGGACCCAGCCCGCUGCAGUGGUCCCCGCCGGAGGAGCCCAGGUCCGGCCCCUGAAAGGGCAGCGGCGGCGGCGAACAGCGGGGAACCUCAAGAUCUGCUACGAGCCCUCGGCCGCAAGCGGCGUUGAGGCGGCGGGGCCCGGCCCCCCCGGGGACCCCCCGUGGGAACCCCCAGCCUGGAGACGGCACCUGGACAACAUCCGGGACAUGAGGGAGAGCAGAGACGCCCCCGUGGACCAGCUGGGGGCCGGGCAGUGUUUCGACCGGGAUGCCCCUCCGGAGGUGCAGCGAUACCAAGUGCUGCUGUCGCUGAUGCUGUCCAGCCAGACCAAGGACCACAUAACCGCGGGAGCCAUGCAGCGACUCCAGGCCCACGGCCUGAGCGUGGACAGCGUCCUGCGGAUGGACGACACCACGCUGGGCCGGCUCAUCUACCCCGUGGGCUUCUGGAAGAGCAAAGUCCGGUUCAUCAAGCAGACGACGGCCAUCCUGAAGGACCGGUACCGGGGGGACAUCCCGGCCAGUGUGGCCGGCCUGCUGCAGCUGCCCGGGGUCGGACCCAAGAUGGCCCACCUGGCCAUGGCCAUCGCCUGGGGCGCCGUGUCUGGCAUCGCGGUGGACACUCACGUGCACAGGAUAGCCAACAGACUCCAGUGGACCAAGACGGUGACCAAGAGCCCCGAGCAGACGCGAGCUGCCCUGGAGGACUGGCUGCCGAGGGAGCUGUGGAGCGAAAUUAACUGGCUGUUUGUGGGCUUCGGUCAGCAAGUGUGCCUGCCCCGCCACCCUCGCUGUGCCAACUGCCUCAACCGCCCCCUCUGCCCCGCCGCCCAGGAUUCGUGAAGGGAGGGGCCGGGCCGCAGCCCGCGGAAGCGGCAGGGGGUUCUGGCUGCCGCCCCUGGCUCCAGCCCGGGCCUGGCCUAUUUCCGGGCCAGGGGCUGGGCUCACCUCCUUCCUCCUCGAGUGGCCGGAGCGGCGGGUGGGACUCGGGCCGGCCCCGGACCCGUAGACAUCACAGCAGCCCCGCCGGGGCCGGGGGAGGCUGCCUCCUACCCACGGCCUGGGCCUGUUCCCAAAUGGUUAAUAAAGUCUGGAACUUUGAGCCACGGUCAAGGGUGUCAAGGGGAACUUCAAGCCACCUGGCACUUUUUGGGCAGGGGUAAGGCCGGGGCGAUCCACCUUGCCAGCGUGAGCGGCCAAAGGUGGCGGAGGAUUGGGCUACCGUUUGCAGCACCCCAGUUCAGGCCCAGCACCAUGACCCGGGCCCUCAGAUAGCCGG
Tachyglossus aculeatus (Australian echidna) is the source of this 1366-nucleotide messenger RNA. RefSeq names its product nth like DNA glycosylase 1 (gene NTHL1). Gene Ontology annotation, biological process: base-excision repair, AP site formation; base-excision repair; nucleotide-excision repair. The record is from RefSeq and is a predicted model, not a curated record. The transcript has 6 exons. Gene Ontology annotation, molecular function: DNA-(apurinic or apyrimidinic site) endonuclease activity; 4 iron, 4 sulfur cluster binding; DNA binding. Lineage: Eukaryota; Metazoa; Chordata; Mammalia; Monotremata; Tachyglossidae. The coding region runs from base 16 to 930 and encodes 304 amino acids. Gene Ontology annotation, cellular component: nucleus.